Messenger RNA from Colossoma macropomum (tambaqui), 1295 nucleotides. It is a transcript of the gene mkxb, whose product is annotated as mohawk homeobox b. Lineage: Eukaryota; Metazoa; Chordata; Actinopteri; Characiformes; Serrasalmidae. Gene Ontology annotation, molecular function: DNA-binding transcription factor activity, RNA polymerase II-specific; RNA polymerase II cis-regulatory region sequence-specific DNA binding. Gene Ontology annotation, biological process: muscle organ development; cell development; regulation of transcription by RNA polymerase II. The record is from RefSeq and is a predicted model, not a curated record. Gene Ontology annotation, cellular component: nucleus. The coding region runs from base 187 to 1215 and encodes 342 amino acids. The transcript is spliced from 7 exons.
GAUGGAAGCGGAGGGGAGGUGAGGCACGCGCAACAUGUCCAGCUCUGUCUGAGUUCAUUUCACUGCAUUAACCCUUUCUCACCUGCAUGAAGACCCUCAUCCUAGACUGGGUCAUCAUUAGAGAAGAAGUGUGGACAGUUUGUGGACCCCCAGAUUCAUUCUUGGACACGAUAGAACUGGACAAAGAUGAGUGCCAUUGUCUUCAACAAACUGGAGGAGCACCUGCGCUUUGAGGAGAGUGGAAAAGAUGUAGAGAGGAACAGCCUGAACUAUUUAGAAGUGAUAGAUGGACAACAUCCAGAACUACUGUCCAGGCACAAGGGGGUGGACAGCGAAGGGGCUCUCAAGCACAGGAGGAAUGGUGGAGGGAAGGUCCGGCACAAGCGUCAGGCCCUGCAGGAUAUGGCCAGGCCGCUGAAGCAGUGGCUUUAUAAACACAGGGACAACCCCUACCCCACCAAAACCGAGAAGAUCCUACUGGCCCUCGGCUCCCACAUGACCCUGGUUCAGGUAUCAAACUGGUUUGCUAACGCUCGGCGCAGGCUGAAGAACACAGUACGGCAGCCUGACCUGAGCUGGGCUCUACGCAUCAAACUCUACAACAAGUACGUCCAGGGCAACGCAGAGAGGCUGAGCAUCAGCAGUGACGACUCGGCCUCAGAGGACGGUGAGAACGCUCUACAAAUGCAAGCGGGUGAAUCCAGCAGACCCAAAAGUGUGAUCCAGGACAGCCAAGGCUUAGGGGCAGGCCUGAGGACAGACACAUCGCUCUGUGGUGAUUACGUUUCACCGCCAAAGUACAAGAGCAGCUUGCUGAACCGCUAUCUCAAUGACUCCCUGCGGCACGUCAUGGCCGCCAACAAAGGCCUCGACUCCCGUAAGAGGCACCACUCGGGAUCCUUUAGCUCCAACGAGUACGACGAUGAGCUCCUGUCUCCAUCGUCCUCAGAGACUGAGGCCAACUUCACCUACCGCACAGAAUCCUUGGACUGUGGCUCACAUCCCUGUGAUAGGAGUGGCGGUGUUCGUAAAGGAGGGGUUCAUGGGAAAGACACCACCUACUGGAAGGAGAUCCAUGCUGCCAUGGCCUUGACUAACCUGGCCCAGGGUGAAGAGAGUGUGGGCACUACAGGGACGACCAGCUGCAUCAUCCAAAAAUCCUCCCAUAUAGCAGAAAUAAAGACUGUUAAAGUGCCGAUCGCACCCCGUCAUUAGCAGCUCAGUGCUUGAGCCCUAAUUACUAAGACAGAAGUCUGAGUGACAGAAAGUUGCCAAGAGACUCCCUAAAAACCCGU